Rotaria sp. Silwood1 is the source of this 426-nucleotide messenger RNA. Lineage: Eukaryota; Metazoa; Rotifera; Eurotatoria; Philodinida; Philodinidae. The record is from the annotation of a GenBank genome assembly.
AUGCACAGUAACAUGAACAAUCCUGAUGAACGUAGAGCUGAUACCUGUGAUCUACCAACAUUACCUAUGCAACUAAUAUCACUAUCUACAUAUCCAAUACACGGACCACCACCACCUUAUGCAAUGACACCACCAUUAAAUCCUCCUUUAUAUUCACCACCUACAGUUGAUAUUACAAAGACUUCAGAAGCAUAUCAAAGUGCUAUAGUUCCUGAUGAUUAUAUUCAUUUGGAAACAGUUCGUAUUCGAGAUUAUAUGUCUUGGUCAUUGGUCAAUGUAAUCUUAGGUGCUAUGAUAGGUCUGAUUACUGUAGUAUUAUCAUUAAAAACGAGACAACGAAAAGAAAGUGGAGAUAUCUUAGGUGCCAGAAGAAUGAUUUUUAAUUGUCUAUUUCUUGUACAUUAUGUCAUUUCUGAACAACAUUGA